AAGGACACUUCCAUCUCAUGAAUCUGCACUAGUAGUCAUUCGCCAGCUAAUAUGUUACACUUGGAAGCACCCACCCCAAUGGAGUGCCAUAGAUCAGUGAAUCUUGCUUUCUCUUUCGCGCCGAAAUGCAUUUUGCAAGCGUCCCGCGCCGCGUUCGCCCCAUCUAUUCGUGACAGCAAUACAAUCAACCAUGCCUACAUUCCAUCCGCCAUGCAAAACAAGGGAAUACACCUAACCCACAUGCAGCCUCGUCUGUACAGCGCUUUACAGCGAAUCAAGACAAUUGCCGUGCAUUAUUCGUCCCUUCAUGAGAACGCUCGAGUCGUGAUAUAAUGCUUUUCUCUCUCUCUCUCUC
Molecule: messenger RNA, 355 nt
Organism: Sphaerulina musiva SO2202
Lineage: Eukaryota; Fungi; Ascomycota; Dothideomycetes; Mycosphaerellales; Mycosphaerellaceae
Exons: 1
Coding region: 52-333 (93 amino acids)
Source: RefSeq, a predicted model, not a curated record